AUGGUUAUCGGUACUGCUUACAGCAACAACGUCGCCUUUCACGGUUUCUGGUCGGUCAUCCCUACCUUCGUGUGUUUCAUGCCAACUGCUGGUGCCACCCUCGUUAAAGGCAACUAUCGUAUUAUCGGCACCUUUCUUGGAGCCUGUAUGGCGAUUGUCUGUGUUGCCAUCAAUCCUCAUAAUAAGCCUGCUUGGUUUUGUGAGCUUCUCUUGCUCAUGUUCAGCGCUAAGCUGGUAAGCCUGUACGAACCCAUCUGGUAUGCUGGGUGGAUGUACUCGCUUACCUGGCACAUUGUCGGCUUCAGCUCGGUGCACGCUCCCCUCAGCGAUGAUACUAUGAUGAAGCAGGCAGCGUGGCGAUUUAUUUUCACGUUCGGCGGCACUCUGGCCACGACUUUUUUCUCGGCGUGCUUCUUCCCUGAUAUGGCCUCUAGGAAGCUCAGGAGAAUAUCGGCUGACACGCUGGUGGAGAUUUCUAAGAAGUUGAGCAAGUCCUUGGACGAUAUGGCUCGCACGAAGAGCGCCGCUUCGGAAUCUAUUGGCCGCCGAUGGAUGGUGACAGACGCAAGCAGCAGCAGCAGCAGCAGCGAAAGCAGCAGUCUUUACAGCGAGGAGGUUGUCCUGAAUCUUGGCAUCUUCAAGAACGUUACAACUAUGCACAGUUUAGCCGCUGAUGCUAAAUCUGAAGUCGUUGUCUACGGUAAGAUACCUCACGCGGUUUCGAGGGUCAGUAAGACCGUGUUGAGGGAGAAAGAAUCCAUCGUCCAGGUCGUGAAGUAUAGUGUCAGCUUGUACAACUCUGUGCUCGUCACUUCCCUCGCUAGUCACCCAAUCCUUGGUGACAGCGAUUCCUUCAAUCAGUUCUCGAGAUUCCUGCGCCCGAUGUGGAAGAAGGUCUCCCAGUUUUCGGAGGCUCUCAGAGUCUCUGGUGGGCGUAUGAAUGACCGACUGAUCGGCGGUGCUGUGGACGAUGGCCAGGGCAUGCCCGACGAUAUUCACGUCACCAUCCAACAGUUCAUUGACAACUUCCUCGACAUUCGCAAGCGCUUCCUCACGACUGUGCUAGAGAAGGGCGAGAUACCGGCCUCGUUGAGAACUGAGCAGUGCUUCCAGCUUUACCACACUUUCUAUGCCCUUGGCAAGUUCGCCGAGAAAUGGAAUGCUCUUGAAGGUUCUUUGCUGGCCCGCCAAGUUCCCCCGAGCGGUGAGUCGACUACUCUUGCGGCCAUCGAAGCCGCCGAGAAGGAAAAAGCCGAAGGAUCUAAGGACAACCAUACCGAGUCGGAGCAGACAUCCGAUUAUUGA
Molecule: messenger RNA, 1305 nt
Organism: Perkinsus marinus ATCC 50983
Lineage: Eukaryota; Perkinsozoa; Perkinsida; Perkinsidae
Exons: 1
Coding region: 1-1305 (434 amino acids)
Biological process (GO): transmembrane transport
Cellular component (GO): plasma membrane
Molecular function (GO): transmembrane transporter activity
Source: RefSeq, a predicted model, not a curated record